AUGUAUCUCUCAGGCAAGCUAAUAAUGCUGAGUGCUUCUGCGAAUAAGUUGUCCACAUUGAAAGAACGUGCCGAAGAGUAUGCUGAUUUAAUAAUGGAAGAAUUAGACCCAGAAAAUCUCGGUUACAUUGAGUUGUGGCAAUUGGAAACACUGCUUCUACAAAGGGACGCAUACAUGAACUACAGCAGGCCUCUGAGCCAAGCAAGUGUAGGAUGGAGUCAGAAUUUAGGCAACUUUCGGCCCAAAGAUGCUGUGCGGAGGCUAAGAUGCGCGCUGAAAUGCCUCUUACUGGAGAACUGGCAAAGGGGUUGGAUCUUGCUGCUGUGGCUGAUGGCCAUGGCCGGACUGUUUACAUGGAAGUUCUUGCAGUACAGGCGAAAGGCAGCAUUUCAAGUAAUGGGUUACUGCUUGACAACUGCCAAAGGGGCUGCAGAGACUCUGAAGCUCAACAUGGCUCUCAUUCUCUUGCCGGUGUGUCGCAAUAUCUUGACCUGGCUUAGAUCUACAAGAGCAAGGCUAUUCAUUCCCUUCGAUGACAACCUUAAUUUCCAUCAGAUAAUAGCGGGCGCCAUAGCUAUUGGAGUCGUGAUCCAUGCAGGGAACCACAUGGUUUGUGAUUUCCCCCGCCUUGUUAACUCACCCCCCGAAAAGUUUGCAGUUAUAGCUGCAGAUUUCAAUAACGUAAAACCCACCUACAAAAGCCUUUUGACCGGAGUGGUAGGGUUGUCUGGAAUCGGCAUGGUGAUUUUGAUGACAAUAGCAUUCACCCUAGCCACGCGACUCUUCCGGAAGAAUGUGGUGAAGCUGCCAUUUCCAUUUAACAGAUUGACGGGAUUCAAUGCAUUCUGGUAUUCUCAUCAUCUUCUAGCUCUGGUCUACAUAUUGUUUCUGAUACACGGAUCCUUCCUGUUCCUCGUCCACAAAUGGUACCAGAAAUCGACAUGGAUGUACAUUUCUGUUCCCCUCUUGCUCUAUGUAGCAGAAAGAAGCCUGAGAACGUGUCGGUCAGGACAUUAUGCAGUUAAAAUCCUGAAGGUUUCUGUGCUCCCCGGAGAUGUUUUCAGCUUGAUCAUUUCAAAACCCAAUGGAUUCAAAUACAAAAGCGGGCAGUAUAUAUUCUUGAAGUGCCCAACAAUCUCCCCAUUUGAAUGGCAUCCAUUUUCAAUAACUUCAGCUCCUGGGGAUGACAACCUCAGCCUUCAUAUUCGUACGGUUGGAGACUGGACGCUAGAACUAAAGCGAGUGUUUACAGACGUUAAUGCUUCAUCAACAGCCAUUGGUCGAGCCAAGUUUGGAGAACUAGGGAAUAUAGACAAAAAUGGUUUACCACGACUGCUUGUUGACGGACCAUAUGGCGCUCCAGCACAGGAUUACCAGAACUAUGAUGUGUUACUUUUGGUUGGAUUAGGAAUUGGAGCCACACCUUUUAUAAGUAUUCUCAGGGAUCUACUCAACAACACAAAAACGGAAGAUCAUGGGGAUUCAACAACAGAAACCAGCACUUCAGAUGAGAGUAUGACUAGUAUUGGCUCUUCCAGCACAACAUCAAGCGCAAAGAAGAAACCACAGAGAGCUAAAAGUGCACACUUCUAUUGGGUUACAAGGGAGCCUGGAUCCUUCGAGUGGUUUAAAGGAGUAAUGCAUGAAGUUGCAGAGAUGGAUCAUAAAGGACAGAUUGAGAUGCAUAAUUAUCUUACCAGUGUUUAUGAAGAGGGUGACGCGAGGUCAACUCUCAUCACCAUGAUCCAAGCACUUAACCAUGCCAAACAUGGGGUGGACAUCCUCUCUGGCACCAAAGUAAGGACACAUUUUGCACGACCAAAUUGGAGAGAAGUGUUCAAAAGAAUAGCCAUGAAGCAUCCAUAUUCUACAGUAGGAGUGUUCUACUGUGGGAUGCCUGUCCUGGCCAAGGAGCUGAAAAAUCUAUCACAUGAGUUAACUUACAAGACAUCGACACGGUUUGAGUUCCACAAGGAGUAUUUUUGAAGCAGAGAAAGUUCAGUCAAGCACAUGAAGAAGUUUUACCCUUUCUGUAAUUAUACAAAUUAAACAAGACGGAGUAUUAUACAAAUUACAUGGAAAAAUGUAAAUACACAGCAUACAGUUAGAGUAGUCAAAUUUUCUUAGAGUUUCCAGAAGGAAGAAGAAAAUUUUGAUGCUUCUGUGUACUUGAAUAAUGGAUGGCAUAUCUCUUGAUAUCAAUUGCUAUCUGACAAGCCAUAUUUCAGAGAUAA
This is a messenger RNA of Coffea arabica (coffee), 2234 nucleotides long. Lineage: Eukaryota; Viridiplantae; Streptophyta; Magnoliopsida; Gentianales; Rubiaceae. The record is from RefSeq and is a predicted model, not a curated record.